GAAAAUGUCGUGGCCUGGCACAGUCUAAGGGUGUGCGGCGGCCAUGGACAGCGAGCAGCCCGACAGCCUGGAGGGCUGGGUGCCGCUGCGCGAGGACCUCUUCCCGGAGCCCGAGCGCCAUCAGCUGCGUUUCCUGGUGGCCUGGAACGCCGCCGAGGGCCAGUUCGCCGUCACCUGUCACGACCGCACGGCGCAGCGGCGCCGGCGCGGGCGACAGGAGGCCGGCGACGGGGGCUGCAGCUGGGCCGGGGCGCUGUCGGCGGCCGGGUUCCGCGGCGCGCACCGGCAGCUGGCGGCGCUGUGGCCGGCCCUGGAGCGCUGCUUUCCGCCGCUGCCGCCGGAGCUGGACGCGGCGAGCGGCGCGGGCUGGGGCCUGGGGCGCGGGCUGUGGGCGCUCGUGUGGGCGCUCGUGUGGCCGGCGCCUGCGAACCCUGGCGACGCGGCGCUGCAGGACCUGUGCCGACAGCUGGAGCACUACCUGGGCCUGGCGGCCGACGGCUGCGGCGGCGCCACCGUGCGCGACGUGCUCUUCCCGGCCCCGGGUGACUCGGCAGACUGCGAGGGCCUGAGCGAGUUCCGCGAGAGGAUGCUGCGCGCGCGCCUGGACCAGACGGUCGCGCGACUGCGCCAGCUUCUUCAAGAUCACAGAAAAGCCAACACCAUGGUAACAUUAAUGAAAGUUUAUCAAGAGGAAGAUGAAGUCUAUCAAGAACUAGUUACCAUGGCAACCACAUUCUUCCAGUAUUUACUACAGCCAUUUAGAGACAUGCGAGAAGUUGCAACCUCAUGUAAGCUUGGUAUUUUGAAGUCCCUGGAAGAGGAUGAGCUGGGUCCUAAAAGGGUGGCUGCCCUACAGAAGGAAGCCAGUGAGUGGACCAGACGGGCUGAAGAAGCAGUGGUCUCUAUCCAGGACAUCACUGUGAAUUAUUUUAAGGAAACAGUAACAGCAUUAACAGGAAUGCAGAAGCAAAUGGAGCAGGAUCAGAGGAGAUUUGGCCAGGCUGCCUGGGCCACAGCCAUGCCCAGGCUAGAAAACCUCAAGCUCAUGUUAGCUCGGGAGACUCUGCAGCUUAUGAGAGCCAAAGAGCUGUGUCUAAAACACAGACAGGCUGAAAUCCAGAGGAAGGUGGAAGAUCUUCCAGACCAAGGAAAGAAUGUAGGUGUUGUGGAUGAGCUAGAAAUCCAGUAUUACGAGACGCAGUUGGAGUUAUAUGAUGUUAAGCUUGAGAUACUGAGGAAUGAGGAGACGAUCCUUGUCACACGGUUGGACUCUGUUAAGAGACUUAUAGCAGAGAAACAAGCUGAAGUGGUCUACUACGACCCAUGUGAAAGCCCUGAGGAGCUGAAGAGCCUGGCUCCUGACCUGGAGCUGCACCUUGGUGACAACAGAGAGCUGAGAGCACUCAGUCAGCAGUGCCAGCAGCUGGAGGCUCAGCGGGGCCGCAUCUGCUCCAGGAGAGCCCAACUCAGGAACAGAAAGGAUCACUGCCGAGAAAAUCAUCAGCUUAGACUGCAACAGGCCAAACAAAACGUGAGACAUUUUCACCACCAUCACAGCAUCCAGAUGAAAAGAGACAAAAUAAAAGAAGAGGAACAAAAGAAAAAAGAAUGGAUAGACCAUGAACGCCAGAAAACACUGGAGCGGCUAAGAGCAUAUAGGGAGAAGGGUCCAGCUCCUCGGUCUGCACUGAAAACGAGUUGCUCAGAAUCCAUGCUGUCAAACCUGUCAGGUGGAUGCUCUCAGAAGAGGCUCUCAACAGCUCAGCACAAGACCGCAGCUCAUCCUGCCUCCAGCAAAACCAGAAGUGCUUCUCCCUUACCUGAAGCCACUGUGAAACCCCCUGAGCAUCAAGAUCCCUGUGGCAGUGCCCCUGGCCUGGCCCUUGCUCCUGUUAGUGACCAGACGCUCUCUGGAUCCAGUGAAGAGAUGUCACUAGCACCACCGCCACCACCUCCCCCCCCUCCGCCACUUCCUCCUCCACCACUUCUUCCUCCCUCUGCUUUGCCCUCUUUUCAAGGUACCACUCAUCAGAAUAUAGGGUUCCAGACUCUGGCAACAGAGGACCAGCCGUUCCCUCUAGCCUGUGAUAUGUCUGCCAGAAGACCAGGAGGGUCUGAUUGCCAGGAGGGUUUCCAGCGUCCAGGCUCUAUGGAUGAAGUGUUGGCCUCUCUCCGGCAGGGCAGGACCUCUCUCCGGAAAGUAGAAAUGACCACCCGGCCCCCUCCCCGCACCUCGGUCAAUGAACAAGUUCUGGCUGCCAUCAGGCAGGGGGUGCAGCUGAAGAAAGUCCACACAGGCCCCAAUGUGGACCCCAGCAAGAAGAGCACCAGCGACCUGGAGAGGAGCAUCAGAGAAGCCCUGGAGAGAAUCAAGAAAGUGUCUGCUGACUCAGAGGAGGACAAUGAUGAACAGAGCCCUGUCGAGUGGGACCGCUAGGCUUUUAGGCUGACAGAUGCAGGCAGGCCCAGAACCCUGCCUGGGUCAGCGAGGCUUCCCUGGGAAGCCUUUAACACUGGGAGGACAGUGAGGAGUGCUGACUGUCACACACCAUCCACUGGUGGGUAGGCUGGAUAUGGGAGCAGUACUUUGUCCACUCCAGAGUCACUGACCCUGCAGGGACAGGCCUGUGGUACACGUUAGACAGCGUCCAUGCAUAGAACACUGGUUCCUCACACUUCAAGGCUUGAAUGUGACCAUUUUAGCAAUAAUCAGAAUGAAUUGUAUAUAUCCCAGAAAUACUUAAAUAUUUAAAUGUUAUUUUGUGUACUGAACACAGAAACUCAUAAUAAACAAUAUUUAUAGUGCAUCUGUGUUAGGAGAACAUGGUCUCUGACCAUGAAAGCAAAGC
This is a messenger RNA of Rattus norvegicus (Norway rat), 2849 nucleotides long. RefSeq names its product WASP homolog associated with actin, golgi membranes and microtubules (gene Whamm). Bases 44 to 2437 code for a protein of 797 amino acids. Gene Ontology annotation, cellular component: Golgi membrane; cytosol; cytoplasm. The record is from RefSeq and is marked provisional. Gene Ontology annotation, molecular function: microtubule binding; small GTPase binding; Arp2/3 complex binding. Gene Ontology annotation, biological process: plasma membrane tubulation; positive regulation of actin nucleation; actin filament organization. NCBI's taxonomy places the organism in Eukaryota, Metazoa, Chordata, Mammalia, Rodentia, Muridae. The transcript is spliced from 10 exons.